AUGUAUUCAGAUUCUGAUGGGUCAUCAUCCAAAGAUGAAGAAUCAUCAUCAUCCAGCGAUGAAGAGUCGUCUACCUACCAAAGAUUAUUGAAAGCACGACGUGAGGAUGAUAUGUUAUCAUCAGCUAGAGUAAUAAAGAGACUGACUGACACAUUCACAAGUUAUAUGCCAGCUAUUGUAGCAAUGUCGAUGUUCAAGAGACCUCAUGGGGGAUCUGUUCCAGGAAGACGACAAAUUCCUCGUGACACAAUGCCUCGUCAUGAGGUAAUUGUUAGAGACUAUUUUAGUGGGGGAAACUCAAAAUACCCAUCGGAGCAUUUUUGUCGUCGCUUUAGGAUGCAUACUCAUCUCUUUAACCGCAUCUUAUGUGGCAUUGCAAGGUAUGAUGAUUUCUUUACACCUAAACCAGAUGCAACUAAUAAGUUUGUUAGCCCUUUACAAAAGAUGGGAGCAGCAGUAAGAAUGCUUGCAUAUGGUUGUUGUGCUGAUUUUCUUGACGAAUAUUUUCAAAUGGGUGAAAGUACCAUCAUAUUAAGCCUAAAAAAAUUCUGUGAGGCUGUUAUCAGUGUUUUUGAAGAACAACAUUUGAGGAAAACUAAUGAAGAUGAUAUUUCACGGUUACUCGAAGAAGGGGAAGAGCGGGGAUUUCCGGAUGGAAUUUAUCCUCCUUAUGCUACACUAAUGCAAACUAUUUAUGAUGGAACCACUCGUAAGGAAAGAUUCUUUGCUAAACGUCAAGAAGCCGUGCGAAAAGAUGUCGAAAGAGCGUUUGGAGUGUUGCAAUCAAGGUGGCACAUUAUCGAAGGACCAGCGCGUAUGUGGCGAGUUAAAGACCUUGGAAACAUCAUGAAGACUUGCAUAAUUUUACACAAUAUGAUCAUUGAGAAUGAGCAGGAACAAGGAAUUGACCCAGAACGUUAUGAGCCGUACCAAAAGGUUGACAAUGUUACGGUGGAGCAUGACUCUUCACUACUUGUCGCCAAAAUGAUUAGUCGUUUAAGACAAAUUCGAGAUAAGGAGGUUCACAAUCAACUAAAACUUGAUCUCAUUGAUCAUAUGUGGGACUUUUGUGGGGGCGAAGAAGUUUAG
This is a messenger RNA of Papaver somniferum (opium poppy), 1089 nucleotides long. RefSeq lists its product as uncharacterized. Lineage: Eukaryota; Viridiplantae; Streptophyta; Magnoliopsida; Ranunculales; Papaveraceae. Bases 1 to 1089 code for a protein of 362 amino acids. The transcript has 2 exons. The record is from RefSeq and is a predicted model, not a curated record.